GCCACCGGUCAUCGCGCAGCGACCAGCAAUGGGCACGGCCGACGAGAAGCCCUGGGAGGAGGAGGAUAAUCACGACAAGGACUCGGGCCUCGAUUCGCUCAACGGCUCCGCCGAGGAAGAGGAAGAUCUGACGCAGCGCAUCGUGGCCCAGAUCGAGUACUACUUUUCGGACGAGAACAUCCUGCGCGACUCGUUCCUGCUCAAGCACGUUCGACGCAACCGGGAGGGUUACGUGAGCCUCAAGCUGAUGGCCUCGUUCCGAAAGGUCAAGAGCCUGACCAAGAACUGGGAGCUGGUGCGCGAGGCGCUGCGUUCGUCGUCCACGCGGCUCGAGGUGAACGCCGAGGGCACGAAGGUGCGCCGCCGCGAACCACUGCCCGAUCACGACGAGACGGCGCCCUCGCGCACCGUGGUCGCCUUCCCCCUGGUGGACCGCGUCACCGUCGAGGCGGUGGCGGAUUUCUCGCGUUGCGGGCCCAUCUCGCUGCUGCGCCUGCUGCGACCCGGCGGACCCGUGCCGCCCUGCGCCAAGCGAUUCCUCCAGCGACACCCGGAAGCCAGCGGCUGCUCCGCCGCCGUCGUCGAGUUCGAGCACCACGAGGCAGCCAGUCUUGCCGUGCGGCAGGCCAGCCCUCUGCUGCGCGUGUUGCCGCUCUCCCUGCCGGCGGCGGCGGGUGUGCCGCCGCUGGGGCGGUACACCCGCCGCCGCCGUAGAGGGCGACGGCCAGCGCAGCGGACAGGCCGCCGGCGGCAGGGCCAACCGCAGCGUCCGAGUGCCUGGCCCGGGCGGCGCAGCCUGCAGCUCCCCGCGCCCCUCGUCGCCGCUGCUGGCCCCCCGACACAAGUCCCACAGCCAGGGUGA
Messenger RNA from Rhipicephalus microplus (southern cattle tick), 862 nucleotides. It is a transcript of the gene Achl, whose product is annotated as La ribonucleoprotein translational regulator Achilles. Gene Ontology annotation, molecular function: mRNA binding. Gene Ontology annotation, cellular component: nucleus; ribonucleoprotein complex. Gene Ontology annotation, biological process: RNA processing. NCBI's taxonomy places the organism in Eukaryota, Metazoa, Arthropoda, Arachnida, Ixodida, Ixodidae. The record is from RefSeq and is a predicted model, not a curated record.